GGCAGGGGUAGAGUGGCAGCUGAGGCAGCAGUCCUUGACUCUGUGGCUGUCAGGGUGUAUGUAGGACGGUUCUGAGCCCACCAGCCAUGGUGCCUCCCCUCUCUUGAGGGUGCUUCGGGUGCCCUGGCGGUCAAAGCGGCCUGGAGCCUCUCUCCGGCCCGGAGACGGCCUUACAGUCCGGAUGCGUCCGGAGGGCGCGGGAAUGGAUCUUGGCGGCUGCGGCGGCGAGGAGCGUCUGCGGGAGGAGAGCAGGAGAGAGCACUGGCAGCUGCUGGGCAAUCUGAAGACUACUGUGGAGGGUUUGGUGUCAGCCAACUGCCCCAAUGUCUGGUCCAAGUAUGGUGGCCUGGAGCGGCUUUGCAGGGACAUGCAGAACAUCCUUUAUCAUGGGCUCAUCCAUGACCAGGUAUGUUGCCGCCAAGCUGAUUACUGGCAGUUUGUGAAAGACAUUCGGUGGCUCAGCCCGCACUCAGCCCUUCAUGUUGAGAAGUUCAUCAGUUUGCAUGAGAGUGGCCAGAGCGACACUGACAGCGUGAGUGAGCGUGCGGUCGCAGAGCUGUGGCUGCAGCACAGCCUGCAGUGCCACUGUCUCUCAGCCCAGCUCCGGCCUCUGCUUGGGGACAGACAGUACAUCAGAAAAUUCUACACAGAAACUGCCUUCCUGCUGAGUGACGCCCACGUCACAGCCAUGCUCCAGUGCCUGGAAGCAGUGGAACAGAACAACCCCCGUCUUCUGGCUCAGAUCGAUGCAUCCAUGUUUGCCAGAAAGCAGGAGAGCCCACUGCUGGUCACAAAGAGCCAGAGUCUGACCGCUCUCCCUGGUUCCACAUACACCCCUCCAGCUAGCUAUGCUCAGCAUUCCUACUUCGGGUCAUCCUCCAGCCUUCAGUCCAUGCCACAGUCCAGCCACAGCUCAGAGAGAAGAUCUACUUCCUUUUCGCUCUCUGGCCCUUCCUGGAAACCUCAAGAAGACAGGGAAUGCCUCUCACCAGCAGAGACUCAAACCACGCAAGCUCCGCUGCCUUUAGACUCCACUCUAGCCCAGGGUUCCCCACUGACCGCACAGGAGAUGAGCUCCAGCUCUCUGACUAGCCCCCUAGAGGCAUCCUGGGUCAGCAGCCAAAAUGACUCCCCAAGUGAUGUCAGUGAGGGGCCCGAGUACCUUGCCAUCGGCAACCCAGCCCCUCAUGGUCGGACUGCCAGUUGUCAGAGUCACAGCAGCAAUGGUGAGAGCAGUAGCAGCUCUCACUUGUUCUCCUCCAGCAGCUCUCAAAAGCUGGAUUCUGCCGCCUCUUCUGUAAAAGUCAAGGGUUGGUUUGGUUUUUUUUCCCCUCUCUCUAAUCCUGUUUGUUCUGUCUGGAUUCUCCUCUGCACCUCUUUACCUGCAGGAGGCCCCAGGAAUAUCACCAUUAUAGUUGAAGAUCCCAUUGCAGAGGGUGGUCAGUACCUCUGCUCAGGAGAAGGCAUGUUUAGAAGACCAUCAGAAGGACAGUCCCUCAUCAGUUACCUCUCUGAGCAAGACUUUGGCAGCUGUGCAGACCUGGAAAAGGAAAACGCCCACUUCAGCAUCUCCGAGUCCUUGAUUGCCGCCAUCGAGCUGAUGAAAUGCAACAUGAUGAGCCAGUGUCUAGAGGAGGAGGAAGUAGAGGAGGAAGAUAGUGACAGAGAGAUCCAGGAACUGAAGCAGAAGAUCCGCCUUCGGCGCCAGCAGAUCCGCACCAAAAACUUGCUCCCUGUGUACCAGGAGACUGAGAAUGGAAGCUUCCGGGUCACCUCCAGUAGCUCCCAGUUCAGUUCACGUGAUUCUACACAGCUCUCAGAGUCCGGCUCUGCUGAGGAUGUUGAUGAGUUUGAAAUCCAAGAUGCUGACAUCCGGAGGAGUGUAGUCUCAAACGGCAAAUCAUCCUUCUCCCAGAAUUUCUCGCACUGCUUCCUACACUCCACAUCGGCUGAGGCAGUGGCCAUGGGGCUUCUGAAGCAAUUUGAGGGGAUGCAGCUUCCAGCUGCCUCGGAGCUAGAGUGGCUAGUCCCGGAGCAUGAUGCUCCACAGAAGCUCCUGCCUAUCCCCGACUCCCUGCCCAUCUCACCAGAUGACGGGCAGCAUGCGGACAUCUACAAGCUUCGGAUCCGUGUCCGUGGCAACCUGGAGUGGGCUCCACCCCGGCCUCAGAUCAUUUUUAACGUUCACCCAGCCCCAACGAGGAAGAUUGCUGUGGCCAAGCAGAAUUACCGCUGUGCAGGAUGCGGCAUCCGGACCGACCCUGAUUAUAUCAAGCGGCUGCGGUACUGUGAGUACCUGGGCAAGUACUUCUGCCAGUGCUGCCACGAAAACGCCCAAACAGUCGUCCCCAGCCGCAUUCUGCGCAAAUGGGACUUCAGCAAGUACUGUGUCAGCAACUUUUCCAAGGACCUGCUCCUUAAGAUCUGGAAUGAUCCUCUCUUCAAUGUUCAGGACAUCAAUAGCGCCCUCUACAGGAAGGUCAAGCUGCUUAACCAAGUGCGGCUACUGCGGGUUCAGCUGUACCACAUGAAGAACAUGUUUAAGACAUGCCGACUGGCCAAAGAGCUCCUGGACUCCUUUGACGUGGUUCCAGGCCACUUGACAGAGGACCUCCAUCUGUACUCGCUGAAUGACCUGACUGCAACCAAGAAGGGAGAACUGGGGCCCCGGCUGGCGGAGCUCACCAGAGCUGGAGCCGCCCACGUAGAGAGAUGCAUGCUGUGUCAGGCCAAGGGCUUCAUCUGUGAAUUCUGCCAGAACGAGGAUGACAUCAUCUUUCCUUUCGAGCUACAUAAGUGCCGGACCUGUGAAGAGUGUAAAGCGUGUUACCAUAAAACCUGCUUCAAGUCUGGAAGCUGCCCCCGGUGUGAGCGGCUGCAGGCCCGACGGGAGUUGCUGGCCAAGCAGAGCCUGGAGUCCUACCUGUCUGACUAUGAGGAGGAGCCCACAGAAGCCUUGGCUCUAGAGGCCACCGUCCUAGAGACCACCUGAGGAAUGCACCUACGCCCUUUGUCUAAGGGUCUGGCUAGGGUCAGAUAUAGACUGAGCCACGCCUUCAAGGAAGGUGGGGCCUUUUAGAAAUAUAUAUAUUGUCAUUUUUUAUGACUUGUCUGCUGUCCAGGUGUAGGCAACCUUUAUUGGUUGAUGGAUCCAGUCUAUGGUGACAGAUAUCUAUGGGCAUUGGGUAUUUUCAUCAGAACUGACACGUGGAGUGCCUCUUGUCAGGGAAUGGACAUCGAGACCCAGUUCUGACAUGCUUGGCCUCUUCCACUAGGACCAGAUCUGGUGACAGCUGCAGCUAAAGAUUGUUCCCGCUGUUGACUCAGUUCCUCACCGUCUGAGCCAGGCCUUUCUCAGCCAACCGCCUCCUCCUUUGCUGCUGAAACAGGUGAAUGGUCUUGUCUCAUUCCUAGUCCUGAAAGAGAAUAAGACUAUACCUUGAGGCAUGGGAGAGAAAGGGGGUACAUUCCAGGCAUUCUGUCUGAUCACCUAGGUAUACAGGGGGCAGGGCAGGUAGGAACAGAACCAUCUUUGUUCUAGAAUCCUCGGGGUCUCAAGGGGCAACCAUGGCUCCCUGUUUCAGAUAUUCCUGGCAUAGUUGGGCACAAGCUUGUUUGUGUACUCUGGUGGGCUUGGAGCAAAGGGCCAGGCCACAAGCAUAAGUGCAGCUGCAACUGGUGCUUAAGGAGCGGUUUUUUCAGAUAGAAGAGCGGACAGUCUCCUCUGGGGUGAUCAGUCUCUCAGUUAACUAGCUUGAGUGCAGGUGUGCUUCAUGCUCAGGCAAGUCCCUGAUGCAGCCUAAGGGGAGGAUAGAAACCCCACCCACCAUCUUAAUAGUGGGGUACUUACUACUCUGUACGACUAUGUGACCCUUGUGGUUCUAAGUACAGGUAUGACCCAACUCCAUUCUCUGUCCCUUCCCCCAGCACAGCUGCGGCCCUUCCUCCUGGCUGAUGUCUUGCCUUAGUUUCUCUUCUCAGAGUUGGGGGAAGCUGGCCCACUAGAAGCACUGGAGCACUUGGCAGUUUGUGAAUGUAUCUGUUUGCCCAGAGUAACAGGAGCCUUUAUGCAGUUAACUAACUCUUUAGCCUUCGUAAUGUAUAUCGAACCAUCCAUUUCAUGCUACUAAUUUUAAUAGUCCCUUCCCCUGUCACCUAAUGUGCAUUUUUUUGUGGGAGGUGUCCUGGACUAGGCUGCACAUGAUUGUGGUGGCAUUUGAGUUGCUGCAGCAUCUAACCUUGGUAAACACUGGUCAGGGUUGCCUCUCAGAGCCGGGCAGUUCUGUGAACUAAAAUCCACAGAGCUCUUGUUCUGGAGCUGGCCGGUGUCUUCCUGGACUGGGCUGCUAGUAAAAUCAUUGGUCCAGCUGGGCGGUGGUAGCACAAGCCUUUAAUCUCAGCGCUUGAGAGGCAGAGACAGGUGGAUUCUAAGGCUAGCCUGGUCCACAGAGUGAGUUCCAGGACAGCCAGGGCUAUACAGAGAGACAGAGAAACCCUGUCUCGAAAAACCAAAAACAAAAAAAUAUAUAUCAUUGGUCCAGGCAGUGCCCCAAGACAUCAGACAGAGUUGCAUGUUGUUGGUGGAAGCUGGCAGGUAGCUGAGCUUAGAGGGAACAAGGGAUCUCCUGGAGAGGCAGAGGGGACAUGACCUAACAGCCAACAGCUGUAGCAGAGCUGGAGGGAACAUGUCAGGCCAAUUCCAAGGUGUGGCUCCUUUGCCUCACACUUGGGAUCUGACAACUACAUAGCUGAAUGACCAGGACUGCUCUCAUUAGAUGGAGGAGGCAGAGAGCCGAGGCCAAAGCCAGUUCUGAAGAGCUGGUUAGAAAUCCCUUCCAAGUCAGUUAUCACUGAGUCAGACCUUAGAGUCAGACUCGGACUCCAGUUCCUGGCUGACUUCCCGUCCAGCUGCUCAUGGAAGUCCCCACACUGGAGACUUCCACCCAUGUUCUCAGUCAGCACAGGCUCAAGCACUCUCACUGACUUUCCUGUUCUCCCCUCCCCCUCCCCAUCCCUCUAGACCUUUUAGAGCUCCUGAGUCCGCUGUCAUUACUGACCUAGUACCCAUGUUUGUUUAUUUGGGAGUGAAAAGAAGGAGCAGGGAGUGGUGAAAGCACUUUGUCACUUAAUAGUAUCUGAGGAUCCCUGCUUUGAGGGAGCAGCUUCCAGGGCACUGAUGGGAGGAGGAGGGGGAGCAUCGCUCUGUACAGAGGGGACAGCUCCAAGUGUUCUGUACUUGACAGGCCCUCCUCUUCCUCCGCUGACGGCUGGAGAGCUUUUGCUGAACUAACAGAAAAGGAGCAAGAAUCUAAAUAAAAAUGCUCUGUUUGUGUACAACCUGGGUUUAGAACUGGAUUUUCACCUGCUGUAAUUUACACACAUCCUGACAGUUCAUGGUCAUCUUUAAUAAACUAAAAUAAAUGUUGCCUUUUAUCUCCUUGC
Molecule: messenger RNA, 5442 nt
Organism: Mastomys coucha (southern multimammate mouse)
Lineage: Eukaryota; Metazoa; Chordata; Mammalia; Rodentia; Muridae
Gene: Rubcn
Product: rubicon autophagy regulator
Exons: 20
Coding region: 182-2992 (936 amino acids)
Biological process (GO): negative regulation of endocytosis; negative regulation of autophagosome maturation
Cellular component (GO): early endosome; late endosome
Molecular function (GO): phosphatidylinositol phosphate binding
Source: RefSeq, a predicted model, not a curated record